Paramecium pentaurelia is the source of this 1666-nucleotide messenger RNA. The record is from the annotation of a GenBank genome assembly. Lineage: Eukaryota; Ciliophora; Oligohymenophorea; Peniculida; Parameciidae.
AUGUAUUAGACUGAAACAAAGUCAUCUCUAUACGCAUCAAAAUUAAUUUAACAAACAAAUUAUUCAGCUCUUUCAUCAUUACCAAAAACAUAUAUUAGAUAAGUAUAAGCAGAAGGUAAACAAUAUUUUACUAAUCGUUUAGGUGAAAUAUUUAUGGCAGCUCCUUAAAAAUGUGCAAAAAUUUGGAAAGAAUUUAGAAGAAAUGAUUUUACAUAAGUUUAAAUACCAUAUAAAACAGCUCUUUAAGUUUUUGAUGCUUGUAAAGAGGAUUUUUAAAUGAUGUUAAAAAUCUCUAGUGGAAAGGAUUUCUUUGAUUUGUUUGAUUAAGAUAAUGAUGGGUAAUUUGAUUAUAUUUAAAUAUAGAUAUUUAAAUGAAGAUGAAUAAAUUUUAGUAUUCAGCAUUAUAAAAGAAAAAAUGUAAUAAGUUGCAAAUCUAUUGUUAUAAAUAUAAUAAUAUGUUCCUUUCAAAUAAUUGAUGAAAGCCAUAAGAACUCUAGAAUAGAAUAUCUGUGAAUACUAAGACAUUUUAAGAUAGAAGAUUUAUAAAUCAGAAGUUUCAACUUAUAAAGAAAUUGGAUUUGAAAAAUUGGAUGACUUCUAUGAGAAAUACUAUAAUUAUUUCUAAUAAUUUGAAAAUUAGAAAAAAAUAAGAAUGUAUAGACUAUUAUGAAAUUGUUUAGAUAAAUGUAAAUUUAGAAAUAAUCAGAAGAAAUGGGACAAUUGGAAGAUAAAUUAUCAAAAAAUACAGAGUUUUUAAAAGUAAAACCAAAAAGAAAACUAAAAGAUUUAUAAACAUAGGAAAAAUUAGUGUCUUUAGAUGAAAGAGUAGAAGAAGCCAUGGAUUUUCGUAGAGAAUUAAAAAAUAUGGAAAAAGCAGAAUAAGAAAGAGUUGCUUCUGAAUAAGAAAAACGUAUCGAAAGUUAAAAGGAUGAAUUAUAACGUAAACAUUAAAAACAAAUGGAAUAAUUAAAAGCAAAAUUAAUAGAGUAAGAACAUAAACUUAUUAUUUAACUUAAAAAGGAAUAUAAUGUGUUAUUAAAAUAAAUUGGAUUACAUAGCAAUGAAAUUGAUAGAAUAUAAUCUUCAGCUACUCAGAAUGCAAUUAGAAAAGGAGAAAAAGAAGGAGAACUUAAAAGAAUGAAAGAAAGAGCUAGAAUAUAAAAUUUUAUUAUUGGAGAGACUAAAAGAACUAUGACUCCUAAACCCUAAUAAUUAAACACAUCAACUUAUGAAGAUACAGUCAGUUCAUCUCCAAGAUCCCCUGCUGUCCUUUCUAAAUAUGAUAGAGCAGCACAUGAAAUUAAAGUCUUGAUUCAUAAAUAAAAUUACACUUCGUUUUACAUUAAAAAAAAAUAUGGAGCUGUAUUACAUUCUAAAUGAUAAAUAAUUAGGAUUUACCAGUCAAUUAUAAACCAGAACCAUAUAAAUUAUAAGGAGACAAUCAUGAUAGAAUAGAAAAGAUUUUAUCAGUAAAAAAGAAGAAUCCCCAUGAUGUGUUGCCUUCAUUAACAGAAUUGUAUGAUGAAAAUCUUAAAGAAUAAGUAUUUAUAAAUGUUGAUAGUUUUAGGAUAAAGGAAGUACUUAAAAAUCGGAAUAGGAACUAGUUUAGGAAAGAUUAAAAAAGAAAUAGUUUAUAUUAGAAAAACUGGAAGAAUCAACUCAUUGA